CGCAAGAAGGAUGAGUCAUCAGGGAGCAGUUCUACAAGGGUAUAAUAAUGAGCUGGUGAAAUACCUAGAAGACUUGAGCAUGCGCAGAGAAGAACUGGACAAACAGAUCAGGCAAGCGGAGCAGGAGAAAAAGGUGGUCCAGGAUGAAAUUGCGAUGCUGACAGACCAACUGGGGCAUGUGUGUGAAAGCCUGGCGUGGAAGAACGCUGCGCAAAAGGGACUUGAUAAAAUCCUGGCCGAAACAGAAGUGGCCUAUGAGAAGAUCUUGGAGAGCUCUAGAAUCCUGCUGAAUGUCUUGAAAACAGAAACUGGGAAUUUAGACAAAGUGAUAGCUCUAAAAAACAGUGUGCCUGGGGAUGGUUAAAUAUUUGGGCUACCCUAAGACCAGGUGCGGUCAAAAGGCAUCCCCAGGCAAGAUUAUCCCUUUGAUAA
This is a messenger RNA of Euleptes europaea (tarantolino), 432 nucleotides long. Its product is annotated as microtubule nucleation factor SSNA1-like. Gene Ontology annotation, cellular component: ciliary basal body; centrosome. Bases 11 to 364 code for a protein of 117 amino acids. NCBI's taxonomy places the organism in Eukaryota, Metazoa, Chordata, Lepidosauria, Squamata, Sphaerodactylidae. The record is from RefSeq and is a predicted model, not a curated record. The transcript has a single exon.